CAAGCAGAAUCGGCAGAUGACAGUGAUUCUAAAUUGGUUGGAAAACAAAAUACAACAAGAAAGGCCGACAACGUUUCUAAUAACGCGGCAAAAAGGUCAAGAUAAGACAUGGGCGGACAUGACGUAGAAGUAAACAAAAUUGGCGACUCGGAUAAACAUGAAGAUUUCUUCGCUGUUUCCAACAACAUUGUUAAGAAAAAAACUUCCGUAUCAACACAGGACGAAAACUUGCCACCAACGACGACAGGAACAAGUUCUGGUUCAAUUUUGUCCAGGAAAGCUGAGAACUCUCUCCUCUCUUCGUUUAGACAAAAUAAAAAGAGAAAAAUGGAGGCCUUAGAGAGGAGGUUUACGGACCCUCAUAUACAUGUAAAAGCGUGCAAGGAGUUUGAAGUUCUGCAAACGUUGCAGAGGAGGAUAUCCUUGGACAUGCAGCAAUAUGAUAUAAUAGUAAAUUAUCUCACAGAUAAAUAUGGGGAUCUGGAACAACCUCAGAAGAAACGAGUAAAGCUCUCUACUUUACAAGUUUCCAUUGGACUUUAAAACUUUAAAAAACUUGAGGUUAUAACGGGAAAUAACUCUUGCUAAGUUCAGACCAGUCGAAAACUAUAUAUAGACUGUUCAUGUGUUGUUGAGUAAAGAAUCUUUUAUAAUAAAGGAAAUAAAUACCUUUCUAUGUUGUUAAUUGUCAAAUAUUGUACUGUUACAUUUUUGUCCAACCUCUGUGUUUUAAAGAGACAUUACAGCUCGAUUUCCACAUUUAUGGAGAGUGUUUAUUUAAACACUAAUGGAUUAAAUGGUGAAAAAUAUAUCGAUGCUGAAAACUUGAAGCAUGUAAGUUCCUUAAUGAUCUCUACACCUCGUAUUGAAGAUCAGCCGGAAGUUCCUUUCUUGUUUUUAUAGGACCGUC
Molecule: messenger RNA, 910 nt
Organism: Magallana angulata
Lineage: Eukaryota; Metazoa; Mollusca; Bivalvia; Ostreida; Ostreidae
Exons: 2
Coding region: 109-543 (144 amino acids)
Source: RefSeq, a predicted model, not a curated record